CGACCUUUUACCGUAAAGCUGGGAACGCGUGAGCCUAGCAAAAUCGAGUGAGGUCUCACUUCAUGAAUCCGUGAGUGGAGGCUGGCUUUACCGCAGUAAGUAAACGGCCCGAUCCGUGCUUCCGAGCCGGGUUUAGGACGCAGCAGCUCGGGUAAACAGGUCCCCGGACCCGGCUGCUUCUUCCUCGAUCCUUCGCGUCCAUGGGCGGCGGGUCGGUCGGCAGAAAAACACGCACUGAUGAUCAGCCAUGACGUCUUGGCAGACAUGGUUUCCAUGGGCACAGUGUCAGGAUAGUGAAGCUCCUUUUCUGGACCAGGACCGACAGAAGCACUGGGCGAAGCUGUUUAAUCAGCUGGACCUCAAUAAAGAUGGACACAUUGACAUCCUGGAGCUGAGGGCGGGUCUUGCAGGCCAAGGUCUCACCAGAGGCUCUUUGGAGAAGCUCGUGGAGACUGGAGACACCAACCACGAUGGAGUCUUGGACUUUGAAGAGUUCAUCCACUAUCUUCAUAACCAUGAGAAACAGCUUAAACUCAUGUUUCGCCAUCUUGACCGCAACAAUGAUGGUAAAAUAGAUGCAGCAGAGAUUCAAGUCUAUCUGCGCACCAUUGGUGUGAACAUUAGCCUGGAGGAUGCAACCAAGAUUUUGCUGAGUAUGGACAAAGAUGGUACCAUGACAGUUGACUGGAACGAGUGGCGAGACCACUUCCUCUUUAAUCCCCUAAAUAACAUGGAGGAUGUGGCACACUACUGGAAGCGUUCAAUGAUUUUGGAUACAGGCGAGCAGCUGACAGUCCCAGAUGACUUUUCAGUAGAAGACAGGAAAUCUGGUUUAGCAUGGCGGCAUUUGAUGGCUGGAGCCAUAGCUGGAUCAGUGUCACGGACUGGAACUGCCCCAUUAGACCGACUCAAAGUGUUCCGACAGGUUCACAGUUCGUCAGAUUUUAAAGGAAAUGUGCUGAAAGGCUUUCAGUACAUGUUAAAAGAAGGAGGACCAUGGUCACUGUGGAGGGGGAAUGGAAUAAAUGUCCUAAAAAUUGCUCCAGAGACUGCUGUCAAGUUCACGGCUUAUGAACAG
Molecule: messenger RNA, 1078 nt
Organism: Nothobranchius furzeri (turquoise killifish)
Lineage: Eukaryota; Metazoa; Chordata; Actinopteri; Cyprinodontiformes; Nothobranchiidae
Source: RefSeq, a predicted model, not a curated record